CGCCCCCAAAACACCACUCACCGAAUUAUGGGCAUUGCUCCUCAUGUGUAGCUUAAACUCAGGUGUUCGUGCCCUCCACCCACUUCAUUUCGAAUGAAAUCUGAUUACGUAUCGAGGGUGUGAAGCGCUUCGGAGUGAUACGGUGUAAUUGAAACUCGUGGUGCAGUUUAAACAUUCCACGCAAAUAAGUGUCGUGUGUAGUGUAAGGCUUAGUCGAAGGGAUUACCUUACGUCAUCCGCAGAAAUUAUUUUGAGAGGGUACGCGGCCGUUUAACACCUUGGCAGAAUGUACAGGGUUCGGUACCAGAGAUUCGACAAUGAGAUGACCAUGCCCGGACGCGACGGAGACGAGGUCGACGGGACGCCAACGUCCCCGACGACGCCCAAGGGCAAUGUAGACGCAUCCCAACUUAACUUCCACGUCAUGGCACGACAGGAGAUACCCAGAACAAAAGAAACUCGUACGAAAUCAUUCAGAUCAGCGACAUUGGUCUCAAGGAAAAGGCGAUGGGAGAGGAGGCCAGCGUGAACGGAACAGGUCCCGCCGAAGGAGGAGAUGAGGGCGAAGAAGAUGAACAGAAACAGGUAAUCCAAAGAACGACCAAGUUCUUGGAGUAUGAUGCUGAUCAACAUGAGAUCGAAGUUGAGAUGGGUUUCGAAGAUCCGUCUAAUCCUCCUGUACCUGGUUUCAAUCUCUAUUACAUGCAGUGGCGGACUCGCAGAUUUGUCGAACACUUCGUUGUGAGACUCUUGACAGCCAUAUUGAUCUUGGUGGAUAUGAUAAUUUUGUUUGUGGAUCUUUUCAACCCCCAUGUGCAAAAUGACCCAUUGGAAUACUGCUCUCUUGCCUUCUCUACUUACUUCAUGAUAGAAGUUAUACUCAGGAUAUUUGGCUUAGGGCCUAAAGUGUUCUUCAGAGCAUGGCACAAUGCUCUUGACUGUUUUCUCGUUGUAUUUACCUUUAUUCUUUCUGUUGUAACUGUCUGCCUAGAAAACAUGCCCUCCAACCCUGCCAGCUUGGUUGUGGCUCUUCGUUUAGUUCGACUAGUAAGAAUAACUAGAAUACUGUGGGAGCGGAGGCACCUGCAGAGAGGUGCUCGCCAGUUUGUGUCACAAAACAAAAGACGUUAUCAGCAGCAUGGAUUUGAUCUUGACCUUACUUACGUCAUGCCAAGAGUCAUAGCCAUGUCAUUCCCGUCCACUGGUAGAAUGUCCAUGUAUAGAAAUGAUAUUAAGGAAGUAGCUCGCUUUAUGGAUACCCAACAUCCUGGGCAUUACCGUCUGUAUAAUCUUUGUUCAGAGCGGCACUACGAUGAGACACUUUUCCAUGGGAGAGUCGAACGAUUCCACAUUGAUGACCAUAAUGUCCCACCACUCACGGAUAUGCUGCGCUUCAGUGCCAGUGUGCAGGAAUGGAUGAAACAAGAUGAUAGUAAUAUAAUUGCUGUGCACUGUAAAGGAGGUAAAGGUCGAACUGGUACAAUGAUAUGCGUUUUCCUGAUCGAUCUGGGCGUUUUCCAAGAUGCAGAGCACUGCCUAGGCUUCUUUGGAGAUCGUCGAACUGAUAAAAAUGUAGCAAAUAAAUUCCAAGGUGUGGAAACACCAAGCCAGAGUCGGUAUGUUGGUUAUUAUGAAAAAGUCGUCGUAGCAGGAAGACAGCUGCCACUGGAAAUUCCUAUGAUUAUCACAAAAAUAACUCUUCAUGGGAUGAACACUGUGGGUGCAGGUGAUGGCUCUGAACUAAGGUUCACUCUGCAGAGUCGUGCCCACACUAUACCAUUCCAGGCUCAUCUUGGUAUGCAAAAAAACUGCAAGGUGAUGGUAGAAAGAGAAGCUUGGGGUUAGUACAUAUCUUCCUACUCAAUUCUCCAGUUAUUCGAGGUGAUACUAGGAUUAUGUUCUUUACUGAAAGU
Macrobrachium nipponense is the source of this 1913-nucleotide messenger RNA. RefSeq names its product phosphatidylinositol 3,4,5-trisphosphate 3-phosphatase TPTE2-like. The transcript has 12 exons. Gene Ontology annotation, molecular function: phosphatidylinositol-3,4,5-trisphosphate 3-phosphatase activity; protein tyrosine phosphatase activity; monoatomic ion channel activity. NCBI's taxonomy places the organism in Eukaryota, Metazoa, Arthropoda, Malacostraca, Decapoda, Palaemonidae. Gene Ontology annotation, cellular component: nucleus; cell projection; cytosol. The record is from RefSeq and is a predicted model, not a curated record. Bases 508 to 1845 code for a protein of 445 amino acids. Gene Ontology annotation, biological process: protein dephosphorylation; negative regulation of cell population proliferation; phosphatidylinositol 3-kinase/protein kinase B signal transduction.